AUGAUUGGUUUCAUAGUGACUGCAGCUCUCUCUCUGCUGCUUGGCUACUACCUGCUGUCCCGACUGAGACUCUGCAACGCCCGCUACCCGCCGAUUCAAGAAGUUCUAGCGCAGUCGACUACACGGUAUGAUCUCCGUGACUUGAACGUGCCUACAGCCACAGGGCUGCUCUUCAAGCUGCUGAUACGCCUCCAGUUCUCCCGUCUCGGCCAAUGGACCAUCGUCCCAUACUUUGUAAGGAGGAAUGCCCUUCGCAUGCAAGGCAUCCACCUACCCGAAAAACCCACCCUCUACCCUACUCCGUGUUACCCUCCGCCCAUCUCCGGGGACUACUCCGUACUCAACCGUGCUGUUCUAGAGAAGCUGGUGAAAAACACAGACGAACUCGCGACUGGGAGUGAGUUUCGAUUCCCCACUGUGGCCGACUAUCACAGGGCCUAUGAGAGCGGUCAGUGUACGCCCACCGACGUUGCCAAAGCCGCGUUGGAAGCCAUCGAACUCUCCAACUCUCUUUCCCCUCCUCUUAGGGCUAUCACAGACACCAAACGCAGCGUCGUGCUAGCAAUGGCCGAGGCGUCUACCGACAGGUGGCAGAACGGCAAAACCCUGUCCCUCCUCGACGGCGUACCCGUAUCAGUGAAAGGGCUGUUCCGUGUCGAACCAUAUGAAUGUCUCUCGGGCUGUGCAAAGUCUCCGGAAAUAGUUCACGGAAUGAGAGAAGCAUCCACUGUUCGUAAACUGAAAGAGGCCGGGGCGGUUAUAGUGGGGAUUGCAAAUCUGCAGGAGUUUGGUGCCGGUACGCUGGGGUCCAAUCCGAACCAUCGCCACAUCACCCCCCGAAACCCCUACAACACCAAGUACUACUGCGGAGGUAGUUCUUCUGGUUCUGCUGCCUCAGUCGCAGCGGGGCUCUGCCCGGUUUCAAUCGGUACGGACGGAGGUGGGUCUAUUCGUACCCCGGGGGCCGUUUGCGGUGUUGUCGGUCUAAAACAGACGUUUGGUCUAGUCGACCAGGACGGCUCUUGUCCCUCGUCGUACUCUGUGAGUGUCUCUGGUCCCCUUUGCUCAUCUGUGGUCGACGCAGCGGUGACGACAGACAUCAUGGCGAGGGAGACGGAGGGAGAGAGGGUCCUUGCCUCCCUCGAUGGAAUUGACUCCACGGAGGAUCUGAGCGGGGUAAGAAUCGGGGUGUACUGGGAGUACUUCAACCACGCAGACGGGGAGAUUGUCGAACGGUGCAAGGAGGCGGUUUUCUUCCUCGAAUCCCUCGGGGCAGAGGUCGUGGAGGUCGCUAUCCCCGAGCUGGAAGAGAGUCGAGUGGCCCAUUUCGUCAGCAUCAUCUCCGAGAUGUCUCACUCUCUCUCCCUCGAUGCAGACAAGAACUUCUCCGUCCUGAACCUGGAGUCGCUCUUUGUGAUCGGCGCCGGGUAUCCUUUGACGGCGAGUCACUACAUCAGUGCUCAAAAGCAGCGUACGCGAGCUCUCGCAUGCCUCGGGCAUCUCUUUCAGAAAGUCGACGUUCUGGUUACUCCGUCCACUGCCUGUAUCAUAACCCCAGUUUCAGAGGGUGCAGUUCGCCUCGGCGAGCUGGACGGCACGACGUCAGGGCGGUUGAUGAGGUAUGCCUUCCUGGCCAACCUGUGCGGGAACCCGGCACUCACGCUGCCAGUGGGCUAUACGGAGGAGGCCGGUCUACCGAUCGGUCUAAUGUUGACGGGUCGUCACUACGAGGAGAGGGUGUUGCUGAGGCUCGGGCUGGCCCUAGAGAGAUCAGGAAGAUUUCCAACAAAGAAACCACAAGUGUUUUAUAACCUUCUCAAGAGUUGA
Geodia barretti is the source of this 1827-nucleotide messenger RNA. The record is from the annotation of a GenBank genome assembly. NCBI's taxonomy places the organism in Eukaryota, Metazoa, Porifera, Demospongiae, Tetractinellida, Geodiidae.